GCCGCAUCGAAGAACGAUGGCGUCGCUCACCGUGUACACGAUGGCCGAGGUUGCGGCCCACACGCAGAUCGACGACUGCUGGAUUAUCGUCGGCGAGACAGGCGCCAAGAAGGUCUACGACGUCACCAAGUUCUCGGACGACCACCCCGGCGGCGCCGACUUCAUUUUGAACCACGCUGGGAAGGACGCGACGUCGCUGUUUGAGCUAUUUGGCCACUCGACGGACGCACGCAAGACGCUCGCCAAGUACCUCAUUGGCGUCCUCGACGAAGACGACGUUCCGGCGCCCUAGUUGUGUAGUUCGAUUCGGUAACGUAGAUGAAUGAUAUGUAUAUGGAUACGAA
Saprolegnia diclina VS20 is the source of this 344-nucleotide messenger RNA. Its product is annotated as cytochrome-b5 reductase. Bases 17 to 292 code for a protein of 91 amino acids. The record is from RefSeq and is a predicted model, not a curated record. The transcript has a single exon. Gene Ontology annotation, molecular function: heme binding. Gene Ontology annotation, cellular component: intracellular membrane-bounded organelle; membrane. Lineage: Eukaryota; Oomycota; Saprolegniomycetes; Saprolegniales; Saprolegniaceae.